Molecule: messenger RNA, 246 nt
Organism: Paramecium tetraurelia
Lineage: Eukaryota; Ciliophora; Oligohymenophorea; Peniculida; Parameciidae
Exons: 1
Source: RefSeq, a predicted model, not a curated record
AUGUUCAGAAGAGAUAAAGAAAAUUUUAUUGAGAAGCAAGGGUUAGUUGAAGCUGAUGGGAAAUUGAAACCAAUAGAGGAUUAAGUAAAGGGGCUUCCAUCAGUAAUUGACUUUUUGUAUAUUGGAUCAGAUAUCUAGGUAUUCUAUAAGGAACACAACAUUCCCUGCAUACUAGUAGUAAGAAUGGAGACUUAAUUUGGAGCUAAACUGUAUUGUGGAAAAUUGGAGAAGUUGAAUACCCUUUGA